AAUCUGGAAGCUGACAGCCUCUUUUGUCUGUGGAGGUUUCUGGGCUCUUCUGUUAUUGGGAUGUUUCUUCAGCUCUUGUGGGUCAACUACAAUAGCAGAUUAUUGCAAAUAUAUCCUAUGUAACAAUGGAUACUGUGUAUCCAGAAGAGAUUCUGGGUGCCAGUCCUUUAUCUGUUGUAUUAUCUUCUCUGAGUCUGUGGCUCAUUUUUGAGCGGUGUGUUUUGGUGCCUUGUCCUGUAAGUACUUUUAUAUUUUAAUGUGACCCAGUGUAUUUCUCCUCUCUUGUAUGGGAUAUGCUUUUUGUGACUUGUUUGCAAAGGCUUUUCCCACACAAAGGUCACAAAUACAUUGUGCUAUAUUUUCCUGCAGUAAUUUUAGUUUUGCUUUUUUUUACAUUUAGUUAUUUUAUACACCUGGAAUUUCAUUUUGGAAAUAAACAUGAAUACAAUUUUACUUAUUCCACAUUUAUUCUGAAACCUUUCGUUGAAUCCUUUCCCCAUGGCCAUCUGUCAAGUCCUUGUGUGCGUGGCUCUCUCUCUGGCCUUGCUCUUCAGUUGUUUGAUCUGUGACUCUGUUUUAAUUACGGAGGAUUUAAACCCAAUCCGUGGCCACGCCCCAGCUUCAUUCUGUUUUCCAAAUUGUGUUGGUUAUUCCCAGAUGAUUAAGUGCCUUUCGUAACCCUGUGAAUGUAUUGACUAACUCGUGCAAGUGGAAUCUUUCCAUGUACGUUUUCUUAGCCCUGAAUCCGUUAUCUCUCCUGUGUAUUCACAUCUUUUUUUAUAUUCUUCAGAAAAGUUUUUGAGUUUUCCACAUCAUUUUGUUAGCUUUAUUUGACACUGUAGUUUUUAUUGCUGUUGUGUUUUUCCUGUUAGAUUUUUAUUUGUUUUUUUUUAUUGUUUCUGAUUUGUCGGUGAGCUCCUAUCCAGCAUCUUGGUAAACUUAUUAGUUUUUACACAUUGUCCUUUUCCCCUUGAGAUUUAUAUGUAGGCGAUUGUAUACUAGAAAACAGUGGUGCUUUUUCCUCUUCCUUAGCCAUUUCUGCGUCUCACCUCCUCUUCCCGAUCCAGUGGCUGGUGAGGCUGUCUGGGACCAUGCUGAGUGGUAGAGGCCGUAGCUGGUGACAUUGUCUUCUUUCUGACUUUAAUGGGAAUGCUUCUGAAGUUUCAUCAUUGAGUUUGCUGUAAUUUCUUCAACAGGCAUGCGUCUGAGGAGCGGGACCUGCAGAAUUGUCAGCCAGUCUGAGAGGCCCGUUCUUCAGUAGGGAAGUGGAACUGUGGUAGGCUGACGUGAGACGCCCGCUGGCAGGAGAACUCACAUGCACAUUAAAUUCCAGGCAUUAUUUGACGACUCCUUACUACUGAAUGUUCAAUUGAGGAAAUUGAAGGUCUUUCACACAGGAGAAAUAAAUCAAGAAGUUUUCCAGCAGCUGAGGCUCGCAUCCUUCGAGCUGCCGUGCGUGGCCCUGGCUCCGGGGACCACCCUUCCGAGCAGGAUGUCGCUGAGAUCCCUGAAGUGGAGCCUCCUUCUGCUGUCACUCCUGAGUUUCCUCGUGAUGUGGUACCUCAGCCUGCCCCACUACAACGUGAUCGAGCGCGUCAACUGGAUGUACUUCUACGAGUAUGAGCCCAUUUACAGACAAGACUUCCACUUCACGCUUCGAGAGCAUUCAAACUGCUCUCUUCAAAACCCAUUUCUUGUCAUCCUGGUGACCUCACACCCCUCAGAUGUGAAAGCCAGGCAGGCUAUUAGAGUUACCUGGGGUGAAAAAAAGUCUUGGUGGGGAUAUGAGGUUCUUACGUUUUUCUUACUAGGCCGACAGGCUGAAAGGGAAGACAAAGUGUUGGCAUUGUCCUUAGAGGACGAACACCUUCUUUAUGGCGACAUAAUACGACAGGAUUUUUUAGACACAUAUAAUAACCUGACCUUGAAAACAAUUAUGGCAUUCAGGUGGGUAACUGAGUUUUGCCCCAAUGCCAAGUACAUCAUGAAGACAGACACUGAUGUUUUUGUCAACACUGGCAAUUUAGUGAAGUAUCUUUUAAAUUUAAACCAGUCAGAGAAAUUUUUCACAGGUUAUCCCCUCAUUGAUAAUUACUCCUAUAGAGGAUUUUACCAAAAAUCUCAUAUUUCAUACCAGGAGUAUCCCUUCAAGGUGUUCCCUCCCUACUGCAGUGGGCUGGGUUACAUAAUGUCCAGAGAUUUGGUGCCCAGGAUCUAUGAAAUGAUGAGUCACGUAAAACCCAUCAAGUUUGAAGAUGUUUAUGUUGGCAUCUGUUUGAAUUUAUUAAAAGUGGACAUUCAUAUUCCAGAAGACACAAACCUUUUCUUUUUAUAUAGGAUCCAUUUGGAUGUUUGUCAACUCAGACGUGUCAUUGCAGCCCAUGGCUUUUCUUCCAAGGAAAUUAUCACAUUUUGGCAGGUUAUGCUGAGGAACACCACGUGUCAUUAUUAAUUUGACAUUCUACCAAAAUCAUAGAGAAGGACAGGAUACUUUGUGGAAAGUCUUAAAGUUGGUACUGAAAAAUCUCCAAUGGGAAAUUCACGAGCAGUCGCCAUGCUGGCUGACGCUGAGCUGAGACUCAUGCAGAACUGGAGACUGGAGGCUUCCGCUUGUGGUUCAUUUUGACAGAAAUCAAGUCAGGCCCUUUAAAGAAUGUUCAUAGAAAUGAAAUAGAAAGGAAUUUGGGGGGUUUUGUUAAUAAAAUUAAUAGGACCAAACCAUUUGAACGUGUCCUUCUAUAGACUAGAACUUCUUAAAAGGGUUUUGUUGAGUUAUAAGCUUGCUAGUUCAUACAGCAAAGCAACGUGGAGUUCUAUUUAUUGAAGAAUCUAGUCAGUUAAGGGGUUUGUGUAUGUCUUACAUGGAUUACCAAUUUUUAAAAAUAAUUCUGUGUAAAAAAACUUAAGUGAUACGAAGCAAAAUUUCAUCUGUUUUUGGUCAUUCAGAGAGUACCUCAAGAUGUUGCAGUAUUUCAGAGUUAUUAUUUAAUAUUACUUAGAACUUUCUGGGUGUUUGAAUGUUAUGGUUGUUUCAAAACUGUAUAAACAGAAUAGUGAGUCACCCUGUACAUCUGAAUCUUUUUCCAGUUACUUCACUGGGGAAUUAGUUAUCGAUAGCUCCGUUAAUGCGAAGUCGUUGGUCAUUAUUGUGUAUCAGUAAUCUCUUGGACUUUGAUAAAUAUUUUGCCGUGGUAAUGUAGAGAAGAAUUAAAGCAAGAAGAUCUGUCUUGUUUUUAAAAAACAUAAUCCCUGGUGUUUGUAGAUGUCGCUUCGUCUGUCUCAUUUUUCCACCUGGAAAUUAGGAAUAAUACAGGAUGCCAGGCCCCGCGUCUCCUCUUGGAAAGGACUGAAGGGAAAAAGACAAGAGGACCUGGUGACCAGGAUAUUAUGAAAAGCGUGUCAGUUUCAGUCCCUGAGACGGAAAGAAAAGAGUAAAGAUUCGAGUCACAUUGUUAACCUGUUCCAUGUGUUUUCUCCUUCACGGUCAGUUUGAGAAUAAAGAGAAAAAAAAC
Equus caballus (horse) is the source of this 3512-nucleotide messenger RNA. The record is from RefSeq and is a predicted model, not a curated record. NCBI's taxonomy places the organism in Eukaryota, Metazoa, Chordata, Mammalia, Perissodactyla, Equidae.